AUGCCGUGGGCUGCCAACAACAACCAGGCGGGCGAGCUCCGCCUGCCGUCGCACGCCGCCUUCCUCAAGAGCCAAGGCGCGCCGGCGCCGUCGCAGACGUUCCGCGCGCAGCUCUACCGCCACAGCACGCCGUUCGCCGUCUACUUGCACCCGAGCCAUGCGCCGGCCGAGGCCACCGACGUGCUCUUCGUGCACCCGCGCACGCACGCGCAGUUUGUGGCGCAAGCGCGCUUCCUCGCCGACGUGCCUCUCGAUGCGAUCUGGUGCAGCGACGAACAGCUCAUCAACUUUGAGCUCUGCGACGACCAAGUCGACACGUGGCGCUGGUACAACGCAUCGAAAGACCCGAUCGCGGCCUCAAUCUCGCUCGAGAUUCGACCGCUAUACAAGGCGGCGUCAUCGCCCGAGGCCAUUGACGUGGCGUCCGUCAUUGACGCCUUUCUGAGCGCCAGCGCCGGCAAGAUCGUGACCGAGAACGAGCGCGUCGUGCUUACGCUGGGCGCCAACGAUUACUUUCUGCGGGUCCUCGACAUGGACGCGGACGAUCCGGACGAAACCGAGUUUAGCAUGCCCAACGUCUUCCGCGCCAAGGUUGCGACGGUCACCAGCGUCCUUUUGACGAAGGAAAACCCCAGCGAUGCCAGCUACACCCUGGUCAACGAUAUUCGCACGACGCACGUGGCGCCCAUCACGGCCAAAGGCGAGGUCGUCGACGUCUGGACGUCGGACGACGAGAUGUUCCCUGUCAAGAAGAAGCUGCUCUGGCCGUGCAUCAAGCUCACGUCGGCCGUCAUGGCCGGCUUUGGCGUGCACAAGGACAAGGAAAGCGUCGUUCACGUCGACGUCGACUGCUGCACGUUCGAUCGCGUCCUCCUCUACCUCGAGCACUCUGUCUUGUACCCGGACGAGCCGUUCCAGUUCGAUCCAAACGUCACUGACAGCCUCCUCCAAGCGGCCAUUUCGAUCGGCUGCCAAGGCCUCGAAGACCUCUGCCGCAUGCGCAUGGGCGAGUUCUCGUCGCGCGUCCGCAAGCAAGCGAUUCCGUACGCGCUGGUCGUCGAGAAGAACGCUGGCAACGACACGUGGCUUAUCAUGGACGGUAUGGUGCUCGACAUCACGCGCUGGCUCCCCGAGCACCCCGGCGGCUCGCACCUGAUUCCGGCCGAGGCGCUCAACAUCGACUGCGUCGGUAUGUUUGAGAUCUACCACGCUUCCAAGGCCGCCUUCCGGUACUUGAAGCAGUUUUACAUUGGCGAGCUCGACGCCAAGGAGCGUGCCGAUGUGCCCAGUGGCCACUCGAACCCGCGCAUUCCGCUGCCGUCGCAAGGCUUCCUCGACCUCCUCGCCCAGUAUACCAAGUGGCGCAUUGAGCCCGAAGCCAUCACGCACAUCAGUUUUUAA
Saprolegnia diclina VS20 is the source of this 1401-nucleotide messenger RNA. RefSeq lists its product as hypothetical. The record is from RefSeq and is a predicted model, not a curated record. Gene Ontology annotation, cellular component: membrane; intracellular membrane-bounded organelle. The coding region runs from base 1 to 1401 and encodes 466 amino acids. Gene Ontology annotation, molecular function: heme binding. NCBI's taxonomy places the organism in Eukaryota, Oomycota, Saprolegniomycetes, Saprolegniales, Saprolegniaceae. The transcript is spliced from 5 exons.